Molecule: messenger RNA, 1775 nt
Organism: Camelina sativa (false flax)
Lineage: Eukaryota; Viridiplantae; Streptophyta; Magnoliopsida; Brassicales; Brassicaceae
Product: E3 ubiquitin-protein ligase At1g63170
Molecular function (GO): zinc ion binding
Source: RefSeq, a predicted model, not a curated record
AGUAAAACAACAAGACAACAACUAAAUCACACUCUUAUCUAUCAUCUCCCAAAUUACUGCCAAAGCAAAAGCUGAAAUAAUAUCAGCUGCCGAAUCAUAAUUUUGUCCUUUAGGCUGGAGGAAUGAAGAAGAAGAAGAGCACAAGGUACACCAACUAAGAAGAAUUCAACAACCGCAGCUUUUUUUUCAAUUUUUGGUGAACCGUUUUACCAUUUCUUCUUCUGGCUCUUGUUACGACUUUACAUUGGGCUUUGGUGAACGAACGAACGAACAAACACUAAUGCUUUGGAGAUAUAUAUAUUUUGCUGAGAAUUUGGAGCGUCUUCAGUUUUCGACUUGGAUUUAGAUGGAUGUUUCUUCCAUUGGACGACCAACUACAUCCCAAACUGAUCAAGAUCCUUUGUUAAUGGACCUCAGUAACCCUGAUCACAUCGUUGAUAUCACUAGCAUUGACCACCACCACGACUCCUCAUCAAGAUCUUCCAUCGAUGACUUAACUCCUCAGGUUAGCUCACACCUUGUUGAAGAAGAGACAACAUCAUCAUCAUCAUCAUCAUCAAAUGGUGGUACACAACACUUGCCCCAUCCAUCUCCGUUGACUCCUCCUCAGCAGAGAUCAACAACUUCUUCUAGGAGAGGAGAUGAUGCCAAUGCUCGCCCUAGGAGUCCUUUGAAUUCUGGCCUUUGGAUCUCUGUUGAGUUAGUUGUCACUGUGGCUCAAAUUGUUGCCGCCAUAGUAGUUAUGGUUCUCGCUAAAGAUGAACAUCCGGAAGCGCCGUUGUUUACUUGGGUCGUUGGAUAUACUUCUGGCUGUAUUGCCACCCUCCCUAUUCUCUAUUGGCGUUUUCGCACUUACAACCGAGGUACAAGGCAAGAUUCUUCACAACGUGCUACUACCUCUUCUCAAGGCAAUAAUAAUCACCCUUCAGAGUCCACACCUUAUACUGCCGUCUCAGUUGCUCAAGCAGCAGAUGAAGAAAACGGCGUCGAAUUGAGUGCAGCACCUAGAAACAAUCAAGUUAGGGAAAGCUUAAGAACAAGACUCAACGGCCUGGUGGACCACUUCAAGAUGGCCAUUGAUUGUUUCUUUGCUGUGUGGUUUGUUGUGGGGAAUGUAUGGAUAUUUGGAGGUCACUCAUCUCCUUCUGAUUCACCUAAACUGUACAGGUUAUGUAUAGCGUUCCUUACUUUUAGUUGCAUUGGAUAUGCAAUGCCAUUCAUACUAUGUGCAACCAUAUGCUGUUGUUUGCCUUGCUUAAUCUCUGUUCUCGGAUUUCGAGAAAACUUCUCACAAACUAGAGGAGCCACUGCAGAGGCCAUCAACACACUGCCUGUCUACAGGUUCAAAUCAAAAUGUAGAAAUGAUUUGGAAUUUUCAGAGGAAGGUGAAGGUGGAUUUCUUCUGUUGGGAUCCCAAAAGAAACGUCUUAUAUCAGGCGAGGAUGCCAGCUGUUGCAUCUGCUUGACUAGAUAUGGAGAUGACGAAGAUGUAAGAGAGCUGCCAUGCUCACAUGUCUUCCAUGUAGACUGCGUAGAUAAAUGGCUUAAAAUCAAUGCGACUUGCCCUCUCUGUAAAAAUGAGGUCGGAGAAAGCAGCAGUGCUUCCUCAUAGACAAAAAAAACUGAGGCAAGAGAGAGAGAGAGUUGAUCCCAGCAGUCUUCGAUGUGUAUAGACUUAAAAACUUGUAUAGUUGAGUUGCUGUUUAUUCAUUUUGUUUGUUUAUGAGAUGUAACUUUCCAAAUCAAUAAAAUUUCAAAUAAAUGUGUUAAUGCAA